Messenger RNA from Camelina sativa (false flax), 567 nucleotides. RefSeq lists its product as uncharacterized. The record is from RefSeq and is a predicted model, not a curated record. NCBI's taxonomy places the organism in Eukaryota, Viridiplantae, Streptophyta, Magnoliopsida, Brassicales, Brassicaceae.
AAUGUCUUAUAUUACAAAAGUAGCAAGUCAUGCACACCGCCGCCUCCUUCCGCCGAAUCAACCGCUGACGUCAUGCUAACCGCUGCAUCUUGGUUCCAUACGCCUUGGCGUCGCAUCCUCUUAUUUCUCCUCUGUUCACCUCUCCUUCUACUUCUUCUCUGUCUUUCAAUCCCUCUCCUAUGUGCCGUCGAGAUCUUCAGCCUCAUCGUCAGCCGGUUCGUGAAACCUCCACCUUCCUCCUCCGCCGUAGAAGAAGUCAUCGCCGUUGAUGAAGAUGCUUUACUGAGAUGUGAGGAAGGGUUUGGAGUUGAAGUAGAAGUUGAGAAUGGAGAAAGUGGUUUGCUUCAUAGAUACUUAGAUGAUCAGUUGAGUUUGGCUAGAUCCAUUUGCGAAGAUGACGACGGCGAUCACGAACGUGAUUUAAUUAGGGUUCCUCUUUUGUCGUAAUUUUAUUUUGUUUUACUUCAAAAUUUUAUAUGUGAAUAUUCCUUUUUUUACUCCAAAUUUUAAAAUGUAGAUAAAUGAAUAUAUGUCCAAUUUAUCUCAAUUUAUGUUUUUACUUUAAUU